CACUGUGAAGCACAUCCAGAUGAUAAUGGAGCGGUUGCUGAGAAGGAUCAACCGGACCGUGAUCGGGAUGAGCCGGCAGUCUCCCCACAUUGGGAGUUUUGUGGCUUGCAUGAUUGCCAUCCUGCGGCAGAUGGACGACAACCACUACAGCCAUUACAUCAGCACUUUCAAAACCAGACAGGACAUCACUGACUUCCUCAUGGAGACUUUCAUCAUGUUUAAGGAUCUGAUUGGAAAGAAUGUCUAUGCCAAAGACUGGAUGGUCAUGAACAUGACCCAGAGCAGAGUUUUCCUCCGUGCUAUAAAUCAGUUUGCUGAAGUCCUCACAAGAGUCUUCAUGGACCAGGCAAGCUUUGAGCUUCAGCUCUGGAACAAUUACUUCCAUUUGGCAGUAGCAUUUCUCACCCAUGAGUCUCUUCAGCUUGAAACCUUUUCACAAGCCAAGCGUAACAAAAUUGUAAAAAAAUAUGGGGAUAUGAGAAAGGAAAUCGGCUUUAGAAUCCGGGACAUGUGGUAUAAUCUGGGUCCCCACAAAAUCAAAUUCAUCCCCUCCAUGGUGGGUCCCAUUCUGGAGGUCACUCUGACCCCUGAAGUAGAGCUCCGGAAAGCCACAAUCCCCAUUUUCUUUGAUAUGAUGCAGUGCGAGUUCAAUUUCAGUGGAAAUGGCAAUUUCCAUAUGUUUGAGAAUGAGCUGAUCACGAAGCUGGACCAGGAGGUGGAAGGGGGCAGAGGAGAUGAACAAUACAAGGUUCUUCUGGAAAAACUGCUCCUAGAACAUUGCCGGAAACAUAAAUACCUCUCCAGCUCCGGGGAGGUCUUCGCCUUCCUGGUCAGUAGCCUCUUAGAGAAUCUGCUGGACUACAGAACCAUUGUCAUGCAUGACGAGAGCAAGGAGAACCGCAUGAGCUGCACCGUGAACGUGCUGAAUUUUUAUAAAGAAAAGAAGAGAGAGGACAUAUACAUAAGGUAUUUGUACAAGCUCCGAGAUUUGCACCGAGACUGUGAGAACUACACGGAAGCUGCCUACACGCUUCUCCUGCAUGCCGAGCUGCUGCAGUGGUCUGACAAGCCCUGUGUGCCCCAUUUGCUCCAGAGGGACAGUUACUACGUUUAUACCCAGCAAGAGCUGAAGGAGAAGCUCUAUCAAGAAAUCAUCUCAUAUUUUGACAAAGGCAAAAUGUGGGAGAAGGCGAUCAAACUGAGCAAAGAACUGGCUGAGACGUACGAGAGCAAAGUCUUUGACUACGAGGGCCUUGGCGAUCUCCUGAAAAAAAGGGCCUCGUUUUAUGAGAACAUCAUUAAGGCAAUGAGGCCUCAGCCUGAAUACUUUGCUGUUGGAUACUAUGGACAGGGCUUCCCUUCUUUCCUGCGGAAUAAGAUCUUCAUCUACCGGGGAAAGGAAUAUGAGAGGCGAGAGGACUUCAGCCUGAGGUUACUGACCCAGUUCCCCAAUGCGGAGAGGAUGACCAGCACCACGUCCCCUGGAGAAGACAUCAAGUCCUCCCCGAAACAGUACAUGCAAUGCUUCACCGUAAAGCCAGUGAUGAGCCUGCCUCCCAGCUACAAGGAUAAACCCGUUCCAGAGCAGAUCUUAAACUACUACAGAGCCAAUGAAGUGCAGCAGUUCAGAUAUUCCCGGCCAUUCCGGAAAGGAGAAAAGGACCCAGACAAUGAAUUUGCUACGAUGUGGAUUGAACGAACCACGUAUACGACCGCGUACACCUUUCCUGGGAUUCUCAAGUGGUUUGAAGUCAAACAGAUUUCAACAGAAGAGAUCAGCCCCUUGGAGAACGCCAUUGAAACCAUGGAGCUGACCAACGAGAGGAUCAGCAACUGCGUUCAGCAGCAUGCCUGGGACCGGUCCCUCUCCGUGCACCCCCUCUCCAUGCUGCUCAGUGGCAUCGUGGACCCGGCUGUCAUGGGGGGCUUCUCCAACUAUGAAAAGGCUUUUUUUACAGAAAAAUACUUGCAGGAGCAUCCUGAAGACCAGGAGAAGGUUGAGCUGCUAAAGCGACUGAUAGCGUUGCAGAUGCCUCUGCUGACGGAAGGGAUUCGCAUCCACGGAGAGAAACUGACUGAGCAGCUCAAGCCACUGCAUGACCGCUUGUCUUCCUGCUUCCGGGAACUCAAGGACAAAGUCGAAAAACUCUAUGGAGUUAUAACUCUGCCACCCAACUUGACGGAGAGAAAGCAAAGCCGCACGGGGUCUAUUGUGCUCCCCUACAUCAUGUCUUCCACUCUGCGGAGGCUGUCCAUCACCUCAGUGACAUCCUCUGUGAUUUCCACCUCUUCAAACUCAUCUGAUAAUGCUCCUUCCAGACCUGGAUCUGACGGGUCGGUCCUGGAGCCCCUUUUUGAGCGCAGGGCCUCGUCAGGUGCCAGAGUUGAAGAUCUGCCCCUCAAAGAGGACAGUGAAAACCGGAUCAGCAAGUUCAAGAGAAAAGACUGGAGUCUGAGCAAGUCCCAGGUCAUUGCAGAGAAAGCUCCAGAACCAGAUAUGACGAGCCCAGCCAGAAAAGCACAAAGGCCAAAAAGUCUCCAGUUGGUGGACAAUCGACUGACCCCAUUUCACAGUUCUUCACCUCCGCAGUCAACACCUUUGAGCCCACCUCCACUCACUCCCAAAGCUACCAGGACCCUAAGCUCCCCAUCUUUGCAGGCUGAUGGGCUGACGACUCCUUCUGUCCCACCGCCUCCUCCCCCCAAAAGCAAGCCCUAUGAGAGCAGCCAGAGGAACUCCACUGAGAUCGCUCCCCCACUGCCCGUCCGAAGAGAAGCCAAAGUCCCACCCCCACCGCCUCCGAAAGCGCGGAAGUCUGGCCUCCUUUCUUCUGAGCCUGGAUCCCAGUAAGAUCCUCGCCAACUCCGAGUGCCUUGGACAGCUGCUGCCUGAGAACCGGCCUCCAAGAGCCGGGGUCCCCGUCCCAUGGACUUCUGCCAACCGCCUCUCCUCAUCUGGGGUGAUGUUCACCAGCUCAAAACCGGUUCUGUUCUUCCAAAAGUUUCUCUUGCUCAGUGUUUGAGGCCACACCACAUCCCCUCCGGUCCACAUGGAAUUCCAGAAUCAGCCACUGUUUCCAAGGAGAGCUCUCCAUCACCCUUAUUCAGUCAGCCUCUACCGCAGAGACAGGGGGCUGCAAAGAGCCUGGACAAAUUCUGUAGUAUAUGUGGGAGCAACCCUGUAGCCUGCUCUUUAGAGGGCUUUCUGGCUUGGCUUCUGAAGAACCACACUUGAGACAGACUGACUUUUCUCACAUGGACAUACCCACCCUUUCCCAUGUAGCAUCUUGGAAGAGAUAAAUGGAUACCAAGCCCACUUAGGUCAUCUCUUUCUAAUAGCUACUGUGUCUCCUUGGAGGAAAAGAACACACGUUUUUAAUGAGAUGGGCUGUUUCUAGGUUUGAGUGGCCAUCGUUAUUGGAGAAACGUGAACUCAGAUGUGAGCCCCGAGUUCUGUAUCCCCCCGCCCCCAUCCUCUGUGACACAGGAAAGCUCCCCUCCCCCAAUGCACACCACACUCCCAACUAAUGGCCCCCACCGCACGGCCAUCACUCCUUACUGUGGAUGCCUUGGAAGCUCGUCCUUUCGCACAUGAAGUUUUGUGUCCUGUUACCUCCUCUGAGCUCAAAUCACUGGCUACUAGGGACUUAGGAGUCUUUGGUUCAGCAGUUCUUUUCCUGAACCCGUUUGGGUCAUUCGGCAGCCCUGCCCAGCCACCUUGUUUUACCCUGGAGAAGACAGUGCAAUAUUUCCCUGUAAUUAUUUAUUCCUCUUGAUUGUGGAAUUAAUUUGAUAACUUGCUAAUGGAA
Carlito syrichta (Philippine tarsier) is the source of this 3809-nucleotide messenger RNA. It is a transcript of the gene DOCK5, whose product is annotated as dedicator of cytokinesis 5. The transcript is spliced from 26 exons. Gene Ontology annotation, cellular component: cytoplasm; plasma membrane. The record is from RefSeq and is a predicted model, not a curated record. Bases 20 to 2851 code for a protein of 943 amino acids. Gene Ontology annotation, molecular function: small GTPase binding; guanyl-nucleotide exchange factor activity; GTPase activator activity. Lineage: Eukaryota; Metazoa; Chordata; Mammalia; Primates; Tarsiidae. Gene Ontology annotation, biological process: cell migration; small GTPase-mediated signal transduction.